AUGCUUCUAGGAAUACGGAGUAGCGCUAAUCUCUCUUCGCUGAAACUUCAGCAAGGCGGUAGUAAUGAACUAACCGUCAACACGUCAUCACCUAAGAAAAAGAUAAAAGGAAGUGGUAGCUACAAAGAUCUUCAUAGUAAUUAUUCACCUUCUCCCAUUCCUUCACCUUUAUCUGCUCAUCAUGUGAAGCGCCCAGAACAGUCAAGUAGUAGAUCAGAAUCACCAUCAUCUCGCGUAGUUCCACUACCUCGGAAACAUGAGCAGAAACCUUUGAAGGUACCACAUAAUAAGAACAAGAAGAAUGCUGUCUCGGAAAUGAACACUCCUAACACUUCUCCAAUGCCGAAGCUUGAGAGUCAAAGUACUGCUGACAUGGUCCCCGUGCCAGCAGAACCUGUACCUCGAAUUUCUCCUGCUCUAAAAGAAAAUGUGCAACAAACUGCACCUGAACCGGAGCCUCCCCUACCUUUCCAAAGUUUGUUGCUUGCACAUGUGAACGACGAGGUAAAGAAAGAGAAGAAGCAGAGAGAAAAGAAAGUGAAACAAAAAGAAAAGCGAAAACUACAGGAAGAGCAAGAGGUAGUCAAAAAGGAGCCUGAGGCUCCUGAGCCGUUGCAUUUGGUUGAAGAACGUUUGGAAAGGGAACGAGCCGAGCAACAAAGAUUAGAAGAACGAGCUCGAUUACAUCUAUUAGAACUUGCUCGUGACACGGCUACACCACCGAUGAGACAAGAUUUCCCUCCUGAAGCUCCGCAGAGGCACUUAAAAAUCGUGAUAAGUAAUCCUCACAGUGAUUCGGCCAGUUCCGCUUUUUCACCACCACCUCCAACACCGCAAACUACUGUUGAACUGCCACUUCCUGUUCCUUCGCCGAUUGCUGAGCCAAAAUAUGACAACGAUUCGGAUACCAUUCCUUUCUUUGACGACGCCGUCACCGUCACGGAGGCAGUCUCAAGUGAAUCACUGGAAACGACGUUCCCAUUCAAUAUAAGCAUGCAGGAACCCACAUCUCCACAGAAAAAGAAGAAAAGAAAGGAUAAGGAGAGGGAUCGUUCGGGUUCGCCGCACAGGAAGGAAAAGAAACGAGAUAAGGAACAUAAGAAAAAGAAGAAGAAGAAAGAACGAGAGAAAGAGCGGCAUAGGGAAGGUCGUGAUAGCGAAGAGCAUCAACACGCUCGAAGUUCGUCAUCUAAAGAAACACAUGAGCCAAAAUUCACUUUGAAAAUUCGUAUCGGUGAUCAAACGUCUACCACGGAAACGAUUGCUGAAUCCAGUCCACAACCUGAACCCGUGAAAAUCAAGUUCAAAAACUUUCCUGUCGAAGAAACUCCACCCAGAAAGGAAGAGCAAAAAAUGGUGCCUCCACUAAAGCUGGGACCGUUUUCCGCGCCGAAGGAGGUGAAGGAAGAGCCGAAAAGGAAAUUCUAUACGAAGGCUGAACUAAAAGCACCGGCACCGGCUUUUUCAAGUUUCGCUGAUAAGCCGUCAAAGGAAGAGCGAAAGAGGAAGAAGAAAGAAGAUGAAGAAAGGAGAAGAGAAAAAGAAGAACGGAGACAGCGAGAAAAGGAGGAGAAAAGGCGACAGGAAAUGGAGCGUGAAAUGGAGCUACAACGGGAACGUGAACGAGAACGGGAACGUGAGCGGGAACGUGAACGCGAACGGGAGCGGGAACGGGAACGAGAACGAGAACGCGAGCGUGAACGAGAACGGGAACGAGAACGGGAACGGGAACGGGAGCGAGAGAAAGAAAAGGAGAGGGAACGUGAACGAGAAAUGGCCGAGCAAAAAGAAAAAGAACAACGAGAGAAGGAGCAAAGAGAAAAGGAUCGGGAAAAGCAACGACGUGAAAAGGAUGCACAGCUACCUCCGCCAGUGAUGGCAUUUGUCAAAGCAGAGAAGAAAAAAGUGAAGAAGAGUAAAGAAAAAAGGCGCAGCAAAGAAGAGAAAAAGAAUCAGGUGGAAGUGGUGACCCCAGUUCCUGAUGAUAAUUCAGAAGAAGGGGACGACGAUAGCUCAGAUGUUGUCUGGAUUUGCCCUUCGUGUUCGGUUGCCUGGACUGAGGGCGCUACUAUGGUUUGCUGUGAUAUGUGUGAUAACUGGUUUCAUUGGCACUGUGUAGGCCUACUCGUUGCUCCUCCUGAUGAUGUGCCAUGGUUCUGUCAAAAGUGUGCUUGUAAAAAACAAAGUGAAAAAUCAGGCAAGCGUCCUGGAAGUAAGCUAGAGGGAUCCAUGCGGAAGCGAAAGAAGCUCCCCUGA
This is a messenger RNA of Haemonchus placei, 2256 nucleotides long. The record is from the annotation of a GenBank genome assembly. Lineage: Eukaryota; Metazoa; Nematoda; Chromadorea; Rhabditida; Trichostrongylidae.